AGGUGGGGAGGGAUGGAGCGAGACCCAGUGGGGCUGACCGGGACGUACCGGGGCUGAACGGGACCUGCUGGGGCUGACCGGGACGUACCGGGGGUGAACGGGACCUGCUGGGGCUGACCGGGACGUACCGGGGCUGAACGGGACCUGCUGGGGCUGACCGGGACGUACCGGGGGUGAACGGGACCUGCUGGGGCUGACCGGGACGUACCGGGGCUGACCGGGACCUGCUGGGGCUGACCGGGACGUACCGGGGCUGACCGGGACCUGCUGGGGCUGACCGGGACGUACCGGGGGUGACCGGGACCUGCUGGGGCUGACCGGGACGUACCGGGGGUGAACGGGCUGUACCGGAGCUGAAUGGGUCCUGCUGGGGCUGACCGGGUCCUACUGGGGCUGACCGGGCCGUACCGAAGCUGACCGGUCCGUACCGGGUCUGGCAUCGACCUCCUUUGCCCCCCCCCCCUCCCGCUGUCCCCCUCCCCUUCCAGGCCCGGCAGAGCCCCGCUGGCCACCAUGGAGUUCCCGGAGCACAGCCGGCAGCUGCUGCGGGGGCUGCGGGAGCAGCGAGCCCAGGGCUUCCUAUGCGACUGCACCGUGCUGGUGGGGAGCGCCCCGUUCCCGGCGCACCGGGCGGUGCUGGCCGCCUGCAGCGCCUUCUUCCACAUGUGCUACGCGGAGCGGCUGGACAAGGGCGACCUGGUGUGUUUGAACAGCGAGAUCGUGACUCCGCCGGCCUUCGGGCUGCUGCUGGAGUUCAUGUACGAGGGCCGGCUGGCGCUGGCAGCCACGCCGCUGGAGGACGUGCUGGCGGCCGCCAGUUACCUGCACAUGAACGACGUGGUCAAGCUGUGCAAGAAGAAGCUGCAGGCUCGGGUCCCGGCUGAGGCCGACAGCACCAAACGGGAGGAGGAGGAGGAUGCCCCCGGUUCUCCCCCGCUGCCACCCGCUGCCGCCCAGCAGUGCCCACCCAGCCCUGGGGGGGCGCCCCUUUUGCCCCCCCCAGGGCCGGCCCCCGCCCCCCCCGAGCCGCCCGUGUCCCGUGUGGAUGUGGCUGACACCACACAACCGGGCAUGGAAGGCGACUGGUCCCGUGCUGCUGCCCCGGAGCUGCCGCUCCCCAGCCCCAGCAGCUCCACGGAGGCCGCCCCUCGGGGCACCUUCCCUGGGGGGGAGCUGCCGGCCCCGGGGGGGCUCUGCGCAGGGCCCUGGGCCCCCGCUGCCCCCGGGGGGCUGCUGCCUGCUGCGGUCAAGGUGGAAGCCAUCGUUAUCUCCGACGAGGAGCCCGAGGCCAGCACCCGCCGCUCCGCCGGCCUCUUCCCGGCGCCUGCCCGUGCCCCUCGGCCCGCGGCCUUCGGGGAGCCGUCGGGGGAGCCGCUGCCCUUCGGGUUACCGGCGCUGCGGGAGCCGCUGUUCCUGCCCCCGCUCGAGGGCCGCGGGGGCUUCGGGCUCUUCACCGACGAGGCCCCGACGUGCCCGACGUGCGGGAAGACGUUCUCGUGCUCGUACACCCUGCGGCGCCAUGCCACCGUGCACACCCGGGAGCGCCCCUACGAGUGCCGGCACUGCCUGCGCAGCUACACCCAGUCCGGGGACCUGUACCGGCACAUCCGCAAGGCGCACAGCCACGGGCCCCCCCCCCGCGGAGGAGCCCACGGUGACCACGACCGGGACUGUGAGAACCCCCCGUAACGGGGGCCGGGUGGUAGGACCCGGGGGUACCGGGGACGGGAAGGGGGCGGGGCCGAGCGGGUGUACGGCAGUCACGUGGUGCGGCUCGGGAAUAAAGCGCC
Messenger RNA from Melopsittacus undulatus (budgerigar), 1790 nucleotides. It is a transcript of the gene ZBTB3, whose product is annotated as zinc finger and BTB domain containing 3. Lineage: Eukaryota; Metazoa; Chordata; Aves; Psittaciformes; Psittaculidae. Gene Ontology annotation, biological process: regulation of transcription by RNA polymerase II. The record is from RefSeq and is a predicted model, not a curated record. Gene Ontology annotation, molecular function: DNA-binding transcription factor activity, RNA polymerase II-specific; protein binding. Gene Ontology annotation, cellular component: nucleus. The transcript is spliced from 2 exons. Bases 514 to 1689 code for a protein of 391 amino acids.